AUGAUCCAUAGAAGCUUCCUCCAAGGAUCACUCUUGCCUUUUGAAGGCAUAUUCGUACGCCCUUUUACUAAGCAAGGAAACUUAGGUGAGUGUGUGGAUUACUUUGCUUUGAAGCCAAUUUUUGUUCACACUGCAGUUAAGGUGUCCAUGUUGCCACUUUUGGGCAUUAUCAUCCAUAACUCCCAUGACCUUGGAGCUUCUAAAACUUCAACUUUUCUGCCCAACUAUAACUCCUUCCAAGCC
Molecule: messenger RNA, 243 nt
Organism: Sphenostylis stenocarpa
Lineage: Eukaryota; Viridiplantae; Streptophyta; Magnoliopsida; Fabales; Fabaceae
Source: the annotation of a GenBank genome assembly